Rhagoletis zephyria (snowberry fruit fly) is the source of this 1884-nucleotide messenger RNA. NCBI's taxonomy places the organism in Eukaryota, Metazoa, Arthropoda, Insecta, Diptera, Tephritidae. The record is from RefSeq and is a predicted model, not a curated record.
ACCACCCGUCGAAACAAGAAGGACACCGUGGACAAUUACUUCCUUGCGGGACGGAACAUGCACUGGCUUCCCGUGGGCGCCUCUCUCUUUGCAAGCAACAUCGGCUCGGAGCACUUUGUCGGCUUGUCCGGCUCUGGCGCCAGUGUGGGCAUCGGCAUCGUUGGCUUCGAGUACAACGCCAUGUUUGUACUGCUCAUCCUCGGCUGGUACUUUAUGCCCGUCUACCUCGCCUCUAAUAUCAGCACCAUGCCCGAGUACCUGCAGAAGCGCUUUGGCGGCCAGCGAAUUCGCAUCUACCUUUCCCUGCUGGCGCUGAUUCUGUACAUCUUUACUAAAAUCUCCGCCUGUCUUUUUGCCGGCUCGCUCUUCAUCAAACUGCUUCUCAAUCUGGACAACCUCUACGUGGCCAUUCUCAUUCUGCUCUUUGUCUCGGCGCUCUUUACCAUUCUCGGUGGUUUGACGACGGUCAUGUGGACUGAAUUUGUGCAAGUCUUCUUCAUGUUCGUCGGCGCCAUUGCCCUGGCCGUCAUCAGCAUCAUCAAGGUGGGCGGGUACUCGGUGCUGACGAGCACCUUCCGCGAGGCAGGCAUGCCCAAUGAGACUCAGUAUCAGUCGUACAAGGACGGUUGCGACCCGGCGACCACCGCCAACUGCACCUCAUGCAGCGAAAUCACGCCCUACUACAUGAACCUCUUCCGGCCGGCGAGUGACGGCGAGGUGCCCUGGCCGGGCCUCAUUGGCAUGACCGUCUCCGGCGUCUGGUACUGGUGCACCGACCAAGUGAUCGUCCAACGAGGACUCAGCGCCAAGAACCUCUCUCACGCCAAGGCGGGCUGCAUCUUUGCGAGCUUUAUGAAGAUUGCACCACUUUUUCUUCUGGUUCUGCCGGGCAUGGCGGCGAGGAUGCUCUGGCCGAAUCAAAUCGGCUGCUCCAACCCUGAGUACUGCAAGGAGGUCUGUGGCAGUCCUUCGGGGUGCACUAACCUCGCCUACCCCUACCUGGUCAUCCGUCUGAUGCCCGUAGGCGCCACCGGGCUGAUGGUCUCGGUCAUCGUCGCCGCCCUCAUGAGCUCGCUCACCUCCAUCUUCAACUCCGCCUCGACCAUCUUCAUCAUCGACAUUUACAAGCGCUUCCGCCGGUCGGCCACUGAGAUGGAGCAGAUCGUCGUGGGCCGCGUCUUUGUUGUUUUUCUGGUAGUGGUCAGCGUCGCCUGGGUGCCCAUCAUUGAGAGCUCGCAGAACAGCGAGCUCUUUCAGUACAUUCAAUCGGUGACCAGCUUUCUCUCGCCGCCCGUCUGCGCCGUCUACGUGCUGGCGCUCUUCUGGGGCCGCACCAAUGAGCAGGGCGCCUUCUGGUCGCUGGUGGUUGGCCUGGUCAUCGGCCUGGUGCGAAUGAUCCUCGAGUUUGCCAUCCCAGCUCCUGCCUGCUCUUCCACCGAGCCCGAUCCUCGGCCGUUCAUCACCAAGCUGCACUACCUCCAUUUUGGCAUUGUCCUUUUUGCCAUCUCGGCGGCCGUCGCCAUCGUCGUCAGUCUGCUCACCAAACGGCCAGAGGAGAAAAACCUCUACCGUCUGACGUACUCCACCAUUCACAGUGAAGAGGUGCGUGAAGACAUCGACGGAGACGGCGACGAGGACAACGCCACCCUGAACGCAAAAACCGUCGAUCUGGAGAAAAAGCCAAAGAGGGAGAUCAGCAAGUGGAUUUGGAUCCUCUGCUGUGCCAAACCUGAAGAACCAGCAGCUGCCGAAAAUGGCAACGCCGUACAUAGCUACAACAUUGAGAAGGAAAUCGACCCGGAGGAGUUGGCGCGAAUUCACGCCCAGUCCGCCAAGGAUGACCCAAACUGCAACAAAAACGCUCAUCACUACUCAGAAAUCUGA